UGGCGGGGCCCCCCGCGCCACUCACUCGGCGGGAGACGCCCGUGGUGCUUAUGCGUACGGGACGUGAAAGCCUUUUGAGACUAACUGCUCACGCGUUAACUGGUUAACUUGUUUGGUGUAGUUGACUUUUGGUGUAGGGAGGGGAAGGAAGGAGUUUGUGUGACGGAGUUAAAAAAAAGUUAACUUUUGUCAGUUUCGUUAAGUGUAAGUCGAAGAGACAGGCCCGAGUUUCGUUUUUUUGUUAUAAUUCCAACUUUUGGCUGACGUCAGUGUCGGAGUGCGUGAGGAGAGGACACGUACUCGAGUUGCGUGUUCCUCGCAAACCACCAGCGACUUCGGUUUAGGUUCGACACACUCCUCGUCGCGCUCUUACUACUUAGAGCCAGUCGCAGUCUAUCGAGCAACCCUAACCCCCCCCCCCUGCCCCAAACUUGAACGUGUCGUCUUCAACACCGGGGACUUGACUUCAACUUAUACCCGAGAAGCCGAGGAGGGAACGGAGCAGAGGAGUUUCCCGCGACCGGCGUCUUCCACCACCUGUGUCGUCCAGAACCGCGCGGGGAGCAGCGGGUGGCGGUGUCACCACCCCACCUCCCCCAGUGCAUGAACUCCAGGAUGGAAGCGACCUUCUACCACGACGACGCUCUGAACGUGGUGGCCCCUCACGCCGACUCCACCCGCUCCCUGCACUCCUCCUUCUCGUCCUCCUCCUCAUCAUCCUCCUCAUCGUCGUCGUCGACGUCACCGUCGACCUUCUCCUAUGGCUACCGCUCGGCGAACGCAAUGAAAAAGAGCCUCUCCCUUAACCUCUCGGACCCGGCCAGGGCCCUCAAGCCUCACCUGCGAGCCCCGGGCAGCGGCGGGGAGACUGCGGCGGCCGCUGCUGCGGCGGCUGCGGCGGCGGCGUCAUCCAGCAGCGGAGGAGCCGGAGGCCUCUUGAAACUCGCCUCGCCCGAGUUGGAGAGGCUCAUCAUCCACUCGAGCAACGGCCUGGUGACCACCACGCCGACGCCCACGCAGUUCCUGUGUCCGCGCAACGUGACGGACGAGCAGGAGGGCUUCGCCGACGGCUUCGUGAAGGCUCUGGAGGAGCUGCACAAGCAGAACCAGCUGCAGGGCAUCCCCUCGAGCGGAGCUGGGACGGGAGCGACCGCCGCCUCCGUCACGGUCGCGGCCGCCGCUGCCGCCGCCGCCGCGGCCGCCGUGGCCGGUGCCGGCACCCCGCUGAGCCCCGCCACGGCGCUCCAAAUCGGGGCCAUGGCCGCAAACUUUGGCAUGGAGGCGCCCGUCUACACGAACCUGACCAGCUACCACCAGCACCACCAUCAUCACCACCACCACCAGCAUCAGCAGGGAGGUGGUGGCGGUGGAGGAGGCCCGGCCAUCGGUGGUGGCGUGCAGCCGCCGGCCACGUACCCCGGUGGUCCACCCUCAGGCUACCAACCUCGGCUGUCUCUGCAGCAGCAGCAACAGCAGCAGCAACAGCAGCACCCACGCCUGCAGGCUCUCAAAGAAGAGCCGCAGACGGUGCCUGAACUUGGCAGCAGCAGUUGCUUGGCCAUCGGCGGCGGCGGCGGUGGCGGCAGCUCCGUGGGCACGGCGAGCGCGUCGCCUCCGCUGUCGCCCAUCGACAUGGAGUCGCAGGAGCGCAUCAAGGCGGAGCGCAAGCGGCUGCGCAACCGCAUCGCAGCCUCCAAGUGCCGCAAGCGCAAGCUGGAGCGCAUCGCGCGCCUCGAGGAUCGCGUCAAGGGCCUCAAGACGCAGAACGCCGAGCUGGCGGCGUCGGCGGGCGCCCUGAGGGAGCAGGUGGCGCGGCUCAAGCAGAAGGUGAUGAAGCACGUGCACGGCGGCUGCCAGCUCAUGCUCACGCAGCAGAUGCAGCACGGAUUCUGAGCUCGUUUGUGACUUGGCUGCCGACGAUCUUUGCGUGCCCCACCACGCAACGGGACGGGCUCUUGACGGACGGACCAGCAAGAGAUGGGAGGGGUGGGGUGGGGGGUCCUCACGUUGGUGAGGACACGCGCACACACGCGCGCACACACACGUGCGUGUGUGCGCGCGUGUCAGAGUUGCUGACACAGCAGCAGCAGCUGAAUCAUCACGGGAGCCGUGGUGGACUACUUGAAGCCAUCUCAGAGUGCCGUGUGUCCGCUAAACCGCGCGCCAAGUAUUGGCGUGGCGAGCUGCUGCGCCUCGCCAGUCGUGACGGACACGCCGGUGGACUGACUGUGUGUGUCCCGCACGCCUGCAGAAGACGCGUCGAGCACGAUGCUGUUACUGCCCACUGAUGCACUGUUUGUGGUGUACGUACUCAGCCCGGCUCAUCUCCGGUGUUAACAACCGAGUGAGUUUGUGCGAAGUCGGCAGUGCUUCUUGAACUAUGGAGAGACUCGCCCCUGCCAUAGGACCGUGGACUUUCCACCACUGCCUCGGCGCUACGAGUGGAGAAUGGAACGCCUUGCGAUGUUUUUUGUUAGGAGGGAGAAGCGUUUGCCUUUUUAACUUUUACGCACUGCUUUCGGCGAGGUCGAAAUGGGAUGUCUUAAAGCAAUGGGCCUGAUCGUGGGUUUUACUGUGUUGUGUAGCACUGCGAACGUGUAACAUAACUUUAUACAUGCUCGUUACGUGUACUACAUUGAUAGUCCUAUGUACUAUAUAUGUACUAUAUAGUAUAUACAGUACUGUAUCUGAGUUAAACCUCAGUAGGGAAGUUCAGUUGAAAUUUCUAUCGGGGCUCUCUCCAAACUUUUGUCAUCCAUUAAAAUGAACUGGCCCUCGCCAUAGGAAUGUGGAAGUUCCAACAGCUGGCUUGGCGAGAGCAUAGGCACUCACCGUCACCUUUGUGCCGUGUACAGUAUAUGGCGUGUCUUUAAACAGCACCUUGGCUAAUAAAGCGCUGCGAGUAUUCACGUCAUCAGUUAAACGACUUACCAUGUACUGCAUAACUGAUCCCUCUGGCCCAGACUGCAGUGAUAAUACAGUACUGUAUACAGUAUAUACUGUAUCUAAUACCAUACAAAGUGCGUAAAGUGUCGAAUGUGUCUGUGUUCAAAAGUGCGGUCGUGGAUUGAUGUGGCCGCUCUUGGACAUCACUCGGCCACGGUAAACCUUUGUAAAUGUUACCAUUUUUUCUCCCCUCUAACGUGUAACAGAAUGUAUGAGUAUGUGUGUUUUUUGUUUGCGUUUGUCAUGGCUACUAUUUUGUUUGUACUUGCGUCAGUUUUCGUGACGCCCAAAACAGCCUGCCCGGCACUCGCAUCUCGUCCAUGACAUCUUUCGCGUGCGUCGUUUCACUUUAUAUUUUAAAAAAAGAGGGGGCAAACGAGAAGAAAAUAAACUUCACGUCGUGGUCGUACUGGUAAAAAAAAAAUACACCAUUUUCUCAUAUUUCCCGAUGCCUUCGUCAAGACGUUCUCUCUACAAACUUCGACCAGAGUUUGAAGCGAAGUGGGCGACUCUAACCCUUCUUCCUAUUUUAAGUUAAAACUAGCGCGCACACCUUUCGCCCAAACAGAUUUGGUGUCGACGGAAUAUCGCUUUUGUAGGCAUAAAUCAUGCUGGACUGUUAACAAAAAGACCAAAUAUGUUUUUUGCUUGUCCAAUCUUGAGUUUGUGACGUCUAUCUGAAAGUGGAAUUUAGUCAGAAAAAAAAGUCACAGAAGUGAUUUUUUUUUAAGUUUGAAACUUGAAAUCUUUUGAGCUUGGGGAAAGUCUUUUUGUACACUGAUAAAGCCUUAUUUUGUAAAUUAAACUAAAUAGCUCUUGACUAAAACAAGUCAGUAUUACCAUAGCUUUUAGACUUCUUUUGAAAAAAACUAGUAUUGCGUGUUAGAACUGGUGUACAAAGUGUUAAAAUGUCUUAAACGUAUCCUGAAACCAAAGCCUAUAGUAUAAAUAUGCAAAUGUAAUUUGGUGAGGCUUUUAUGUAAGUUAUUUUUUUCCAUUUUAUUUGGCACGUGUAACACAUUGAUUGGGUUUGACCCAGCUCCUAGCGCUUGUGUUUAACAUGGUUUUAUUCAUUCCGAACGUGACUGUGUGACGAUUAGUUCUACACGCUUUCAAAGCGCUUCAACACUUUGUAAGGAUAUUUAUUAAAACGCAAUAAAGUAAACGAGAGACUUGCAGAACUGGAUAUUGUGCUUUUGUUGCAAGUACCAAGUAUAUUGUCUGGGCGGGGUGAUGCUGUGGCCUGUUUACAGGGGUCAACUUAACUCAUCAUUCCUGUGGACAAUAAAAUGAGAGUCGCCGUGAAAA
This is a messenger RNA of Petromyzon marinus (sea lamprey), 4254 nucleotides long. RefSeq names its product transcription factor Jun-like. Gene Ontology annotation, biological process: regulation of cell population proliferation; regulation of transcription by RNA polymerase II; regulation of cell cycle. NCBI's taxonomy places the organism in Eukaryota, Metazoa, Chordata, Hyperoartia, Petromyzontiformes, Petromyzontidae. Gene Ontology annotation, molecular function: transcription factor binding; RNA polymerase II cis-regulatory region sequence-specific DNA binding; DNA-binding transcription factor activity, RNA polymerase II-specific. The record is from RefSeq and is a predicted model, not a curated record. Gene Ontology annotation, cellular component: transcription regulator complex.